Coffea eugenioides is the source of this 1256-nucleotide messenger RNA. RefSeq names its product receptor-like protein 13. The record is from RefSeq and is a predicted model, not a curated record. Gene Ontology annotation, molecular function: protein binding. Lineage: Eukaryota; Viridiplantae; Streptophyta; Magnoliopsida; Gentianales; Rubiaceae. The transcript has 5 exons. Bases 1 to 774 code for a protein of 257 amino acids.
AUGGAGUUCAGAAAAGCAGUGCAAAAAUGGGAGUUUUGUUGCUCACAGACAACUGUUGUUUCAUGGAUUUUCUGGUUAAUGACACUAUGUCAUCUCUUUACUAGUUCCAAGGGGACAGCGGCAGAGCACGAAAGAAGAGCUCUUUUUCAACUUAGGGAUUCUCUGAAUCACCCAAAUGGCUCUGCACUUGUAAAUGAAUGGGUUGGAGAUGAUUAUUGUGCUUGGGGUGGCAUUUUCUGUGCUAGGUACUUAGAUGGAGACCUUCGUGUUCUUGAUAUUUUCCUAACAAGUAAAAGGCAACUUGGACUCGGAGUUUGGUAUCCCAAUGCCAGUCUGUUAUCUCAUUUUAAGGGUCUUCAGUCUCUUGACCUAUCUGGGAAUUACUUUGGCAGUUGGGUCAUGCCAGAAGCACUAUGCAGGUUGGAUAACCUUAAAGUGCUGGACCUGAGUUCAAAUGCUGUGGAUGGUGAUAUAUUACCUCACUUUAAGACAUGCAGUCUUUCUUCUUUGGAGGAACUGCGCCUGUCAAGCAUUUAUCCCAAAUUCGUUCCAGUUUUAACAGCUUUCUGUCAACUCAAGAAUCUUCGGUCACUGGAUCUAAGUAACAAUAACAUCAAUGAUGAAAAUGCUCCAACUUGCCUGUUGAAAAACCUUUCCUCGCUUGAGAUACUUGACUUAUCAGGAAAUCGUCUAUUGAACUCUCCCCGUAUAUUAACAGCUCUAUGCAGUCUGAGGAACCUCAGAAGACUGGACUUGAGUGAACUUUCUGGAUGAUAUUAGCAUACCACCUUGCCUAUUCGACAACAGCUCAUCAUUGGAAAGUCUGGACAUUUCUCUGAAUUAUAUCAAGAACCCCUCAAAACUCUUUUCAGGAAUUUGCAAACUCCAGAAGUUGCAGAUGUUGAACCUAAAAGGAAACCUGAUUCAAGGAGGAAUAGAUCCGUGCCUAAGUGAAAUGACAUCCUUGAUUUCUUUAGAUCUAUCCUUCAACCAUUGUCAAGGAAAUUUCCCUUCUAAUACAUUUAGAAACUUGACUUCGCUCCAAACCUUGCUUAUCUCAGAUAACAAGUUCGGUGGAAUUCUUUCUUUUGCAAUGUUUGCUAAUUUCUCAAAUCUCCAAGACAUUGAUCUGUCAAACAAUAUGUUUGAGGUGAAUACUGAAACUCCACGCUGGUAUCCUUCAUUCCAGCUUGUAUCUCUCAAUUUGAGAAAUUGUGGUGUAAACAAUUACCAUGGUCGGGUGGUUCCAAGCUUCA